This is a messenger RNA of Schizosaccharomyces osmophilus, 708 nucleotides long. It is a transcript of the gene pof15, whose product is annotated as F-box protein. The record is from RefSeq and is a predicted model, not a curated record. Lineage: Eukaryota; Fungi; Ascomycota; Schizosaccharomycetes; Schizosaccharomycetales; Schizosaccharomycetaceae. The coding region runs from base 1 to 708 and encodes 235 amino acids. The transcript has a single exon.
AUGGCCCAGUCUGUCGUAAAUACUUCUUACUGCUCAGCACCUAAUUUCAACCUAAUCCCCGCGGUUGAACCUCUGCUUCCUAUGGAGGUUGUCGAUUCGGUUAUGCAGUAUAUGCCCGCUCACGAUGUCAUUCAAUCCAGCUUUGCUAGCUACCCAUUGACAUUAGUGGCCAAGAAAAUCCUUCGAGCUCGUCUUUCCUUUUUAGAUCAAUACGCUCUCCGGGUGUUUGCUAAAAACGUCUCUUCCGGCCAAGUCGUUUGUAAUCUUUCUGCUCAUCGUACCAAUUAUGCUUCGCAGUACGAUGGAUACUCUAUGUUUCAAUUGGAUGAGGCUUCCCCUUCAAGUGUCUUUCAAGUUACUUUUGAAGAAGAGGCAGACCUUGUGCAAUUUGAGCGAUACCCCGGAGAAUCGCUUCCUCCAUUCCUAAACGUUCGUGUUGCCGUUGAUCUUUCUCGCGCUUCCAUCAACGACUCCCGUGCUGAUUUGUUUUCUUGCUUUCAAAAGCCUAUUCGUAUUCGUCGCUCUUGGUUAGAUUCUCUCAAGGCGGGUCAGCAGAAUACAUUGUGGUUGGAUCAAAAUACUCAGCACGUUAUUGGCUUGAUUAUUUGCCGUAUGGACGAUGCUCCAGGAAAAUACGAUGUCUCGAUCUCAUCGGUUAUCAUCAAAACCGAAUACUUGUUAUCAUCUUUGGAGCAACGAGUCCAUUGA